AUGGCCGCACGAACGCGCGUUCCCUCUGAUCACAUCGCUUCCAGUGAAGCGACAAAGAAGAGUCGCGCCGUCUUUGUGGUUCCCUCCUCCUCCUCAGACACGCGUCACAGCGCGGUACGAGGGUUUGGGUACGAAUUAGACGAUCGUGACGCGUUCGCCUCCAGACGAAGUCAAGGUCAGUUUCCCAUCGUUCAGAACGUGACUGUGACAGAAGGAGGAACUGCCAACAUGACCUGCCGCGUGGAUCACAAUGACAACACCUCCCUCCAGUGGUCUAACCCAGCACAGCAGACGCUCUUCUUCGGGGACAAAAAAGCUCUAAGGGAUAACCGGAUCGAGCUGGUUCGAGCAUCGUGGCAGGAGUUGACCAUUAGCAUCAGUAACGUGACCUUGGCGGACGAGGGGCAGUACACCUGCUCUCUGUUUACCAUGCCAGUGAAGACAGCCAAGGCCUACCUCACUGUGCUUGGAGUUCCAGAGAAGCCAAAGAUUGACGGUCUUGAGAAACCAGCCUUGGAGGGAGACCAAAUCACCCUGACCUGCGUGACCUCAGGAAGCAAGCCCGCCGCAGAGAUCCGAUGGCUCCGCAAUGGGAAGGAAGUCAAAGGGGCUAAGGAGGUUAACGCCAGUGGGAAGACCUUCACAGUGAAGAGCUCCCUGCAGCUCCAGGUGGACAGGGAUGAUGACGGAGUGGCCUACACCUGCCGUGUGGACCACGUGUCCCUGGCCUCCUCCCCGCAGGAAGCCACUGAAGAACUGGAGGUCCACUAUGCCCCUCGGGUGGAGAUCAAGCAUUCUUUGACAGUACCACAGGAAGGACAGAAUCUGAAACUGGAGUGUGUGUCCAAAGGGAACCCCCCGCCAGACCCUGUGUUUUGGACGAAAGAUGGUGUAGAGUUGCCUGAGCAAGAGCGGGUGAUUGUGGAAGGCAGAGAGCUCACCUUCACGUCCCUAAACAAAACAGACAACGGUACUUAUCGCUGUGAGGCCUCCAAUCACCUGGGCACCAGUCACGCUGAAUAUGUACUGUUUGUCUAUGAUGUCCCUACCACAAUGCCUCCAUCCACAACACCACCCACUCAACCCACCCUCCCAGACACCACUGCUUUCUUAGACUCCAAACGCUCCAUCCCCGAAGUCACCGAUGACCGAGAUCCAAACGCUCUGGAGCACCACGGCCCUGACCACGCCCUGAUUGGUGGAGUGGUGGCUGUCGUCGUAUUCGUCACCCUGUGUUUAAUCAUUGUCCUGGGACGAUACCUAGCGCGGCAUAAAGGAACGUACUUGACAAACGAAGCCAAAGGAGCGGACGAUGCCCCGGACGCGGACACGGCCAUCAUUAACGCCGAGGGCAACCACGCGCACGCGGAGGAAAAGAAGGAAUACUUCAUCUAG
Molecule: messenger RNA, 1395 nt
Organism: Chanos chanos (milkfish)
Lineage: Eukaryota; Metazoa; Chordata; Actinopteri; Gonorynchiformes; Chanidae
Gene: cadm2a
Product: cell adhesion molecule 2a
Exons: 10
Coding region: 1-1395 (464 amino acids)
Biological process (GO): homophilic cell-cell adhesion
Source: RefSeq, a predicted model, not a curated record